This is a messenger RNA of Pseudopipra pipra, 858 nucleotides long. RefSeq names its product UDP-glucuronosyltransferase 1A1-like. The record is from RefSeq and is a predicted model, not a curated record. Gene Ontology annotation, molecular function: UDP-glycosyltransferase activity. NCBI's taxonomy places the organism in Eukaryota, Metazoa, Chordata, Aves, Passeriformes, Pipridae. Bases 259 to 843 code for a protein of 194 amino acids. The transcript has a single exon.
UGACACACCUUCCUGGGCUCACGCAAAGCCGCCUUGGAAGCACAACCCUGACCUUUCCCUUUUAUGAUGAUGAAUCGUCUGCCGUGGCUCCGUUGUGUGCGAACCUGUGAACGCCUGGAAUGGGAGUCAAGUCCAAGGGCAGGAGAUCAAUGGAAGUUCUGCCCAGUGGGGUGUUUGCUUGGGUGGAGCACAGCUACAAAAGCCUGAGAGCCAGCCUUGGCCUCUCAGUGUGUGGGCUCCUCUCUGGGCAGCUCCAACAUGCUGAGGGCACUGCUGCUCCUCUUCCUGUGCUUCCUGAGUCCUGCCAGUGCUGGGAAGCUGCUGGUGAUCCCCAUGGAGGGCAGCCACUGGCUCAGCAUGAAGGAAGUGCUGGCAGAGCUAAGCAAGAGAGGGCACGAAAUUGUGGUUCUGGCACCGGACAACAAGGUGUACAUCGGCUCCUCAGAUGUCUAUGACUUGAAAACCUACCCUGUCCCUAUCAAGAAGGAAGAGAUGGAAGCACAGAUACGCUCAUUGGGUCUGAUGUGCUUUAGUGAAGAGCCUUUCCUGGUCAGAUUUUGGAAUGCUCUGAAAGAUUUACAGAAGACCGCUGCCCUGUUUGAAGCCACCUACAGAUCCUUGCUGUACAACAAAGAGAUGAUGAAAUACAUCCAAGACAGCAAAUUUGACGCCGUCUUCACGGAUCCCUUCAGUCCCUGUGGGCCGAUCGUUGCUGUUCAGUUCUCCGUCCCCAGUGUGUUCUUCAUGAGGGAUGUUCCAUGUAACACGGACAAACAGGCUGCUCAGGGCCCGGACCCGCCGUCCUACGUCCCACGGAUAUUCUGGCACAGACAGACCACAUGACGUUCUCCCAGAGAG